UCAAUGGUACUGAGUGCUUGAACAUGAUUUCAACAGAGAUGAAUGAACAUUUCAAAUGUUGAAAUAUUCAAUUAAUUAAACCUUUAUUUAGUAACACCGCUAUAACAGCAUCGUUGCAGGAUUACGUGCAAGACGAGUGCUGUAGUCGCACGUCAUGAGUAAAGAUGAAGACCACCGGGCCACCUCUACUCCUGCUUCUGCUCGCGGUCGCAGGGCUGAGCCGAGCCCAGUCCAAGAAGACCUCUCUCCUGGAUUUGACCAACAGCGUCGGGAGCAUCCUUCCCAGCCUGAGCCGACCAGCAAACCACAGCCGCAUUUUCUAUGCAGUAAUGUUUGAUGCAGGGAGCACAGGGACACGCAUCCAUGUCUACACCUUCAUCCAGAGUGGCUCGGAGGAGCUGCCUGUUUUGGACAAUGAGAUGUUCCAUUCCACAAAGCCUGGUUUGUCCGCAUAUGCUGACUCCCCCGAAAUGGCUGGACACACAGUGAGGAUGUUGUUGAAGGUGGCCAAGAAGACGGUGCCCCGUCUGGAGUGGAAGAGAACUCCACUGGUUCUCAGAGCUACAGCUGGACUUCGGCUGCUGGCCACAGAGAAAGCUCAGCUUCUAUUGGAGCAGGUUCAACUUGUGUUUGAUCAAUCUCCUUUUUUGGUCCCAGACGACAGCGUCAGCAUAAUGAACGGCACAAAUGAAGGAAUCCUGGCUUGGAUAUCUGUGAACUAUCUGACAGGUCACCUGAAUGCACAAAGCAAGGAGACAGUGGGAAUCUUGGAUCUGGGAGGAGGAUCCACGCAGAUCACUUUCCUGCCAAAGCCUUGGAAAAGUAUUGAAAGUGUUCCUGUCGCCGAUUACGUUGCCAGAUAUGACUUCUCCAACUCAACAUUUGAAUUGUACACUUACAGUUACCUUGGAAAUGGACUGAUGGCGGCGCGACUGGCCACGCUGGGCGCUUUGGGUGCAGAAGGGUUGGAGUGGCGGGUUUUUACAAGUUCCUGCCUGCCAAGGAAGUUCAGGGAUGACUGGAGCUUUGGAGGGCUGACCUAUCAAGUGAGCGGAGACCCACAUGGUUACGCCGGAUACAAGCUUUGUUAUCAGGAAGUACUUAAGGUGGUGAAGGGGAUUAUUCACCAGCCGUAUGAGCUCCAAGACAGCAAUGUAUUCUAUGCAUUCUCCUAUUACUUUGACAGAGCAGUGGAUGCAGGCCUUAUCGAUGGGGUCCAUGGAGGGACGCUGGAGGUCAGAGACUUUAAGAAGAGAGCUAAAGAGGUGUGCAAUAAGAUGACCAAGUACCCUCCCAUCAGUGCUUUCCUGUGCAUGGACAUGACCUACAUCACCUGUCUGCUCAAGAAUGGAUUCGGCUUCAAGGAGAGGACAGUGCUGCAGGUGAGGCAGCAUUAUACAACAGGCAGGGUUUGGGGCCUCGCUUUUAAGGACGCAACAAAAGGAAUGGACAGGAAUAGUUUGACCAAGAAAGUGAACAACGUGGAGGCAAGCUGGGCUUUAGGCGCCACGUUGGAUCACUUCCACAACCUGAAGAUCCACUGAGGAGAAGGCAGGAACAAACACUGCUGAUCUGUAGGUGGUGCUCAGUAACCAACACGGGUAAUGUGCACUACCUAAUCGAACGGCCGCAGAUGUCUGCAGUUUGUUUUACAACUGGGCAGAGCUAACCUCAUGAGUAAUUCGUCAUUUAUUUUAAAAAGCAGUUAUUUUCAAGUGUUAAUAUAUUGAGCUGUAAAUGAGUUGUCUUACAAGUGAAGCACUAGAGGUUGACAUUUGAGUGAAAAAUACACAUUCUGAUAAUGCAUUACUGGAUAUACAAUUUGUGUGAGAGAUGUUUUUGUUUUCCUCAGGCUGAUGAACAGGGGGGGGGGGGGGGGCCUGGCUUGUUCGGCUGUGCAAGACCAAAGUUUACAUGCAGCGGUGUGAUGGACUGUGCUUUGGUAGUUUUAAUGUCAUGUGUUUUUUAGUAUACUAAAAUGAUAAUGGGGUCUACGUGUCUGGUACAUUAACAUUCAACAGGUGAUCAUAUCUGCCAUUGAAGUUUUAAAAAUAAGUGGAACUCAUUUUCCACGAGAGAAUGUCAUCACUGCAUUUCAACCCCCGACUGCGGUUUACAAUGAUAAUGUACAAUGCAUGGUCAUUAUAUUUUCAUAAACUUUUAAACCCG
Cottoperca gobio is the source of this 2169-nucleotide messenger RNA. RefSeq names its product ectonucleoside triphosphate diphosphohydrolase 5b (gene entpd5b). The coding region runs from base 165 to 1544 and encodes 459 amino acids. The transcript has 14 exons. Lineage: Eukaryota; Metazoa; Chordata; Actinopteri; Perciformes; Bovichtidae. Gene Ontology annotation, molecular function: hydrolase activity. The record is from RefSeq and is a predicted model, not a curated record.